Opisthocomus hoazin is the source of this 5943-nucleotide messenger RNA. The record is from RefSeq and is a predicted model, not a curated record. Lineage: Eukaryota; Metazoa; Chordata; Aves; Opisthocomiformes; Opisthocomidae.
AUGGCACAGGCAAUGCUUGUACCACCAGGAUCUGACUGCUUCGUCUAUUUCACCAAAGAAUCCCUUGCAGCUAUUGAAAAACGUAUUGCUGAUGAAAAGUCUCAUUGUGACAAAGAAGAGCAUAAAGAUGAUGGUGGUCAUGAAGAAAAUCACCCAAAGCCAAGUAAUGACUUGGAGGCAGGAAAGACACUGCCAUUUAUUUAUGGCGAUAUUCCUCCAGGAAUGGUGUCUGAGCCCCUGGAGGACCUGGAUCCAUAUUAUAUAAAUAAAAAAACGUUUAUAGUAUUGAAUAAAGGGAAGACAAUCUUCAGGUUCAGUGCCACACCUGCCUUGUACCUUUUAUCUCCUUUCAAUAUUAUUAGAAGAGUAGCUAUUAAGAUUUUGGUUCAUUCGUUGUUCAGCAUGCUCAUUAUGCUCACUAUUUUGACAAACUGUGUAUUUAUGACAUGGAGUAACCUUCCAGACUGGACAAAGAAUGUAGAGUACACUUUCACGGGAAUUUAUACUUUUGAAUUUCUGGUAAAAAUCCUUGCAAGAGGCUUCUGUAUAAAUGAUUUUACUUGCCUUCGUGACCCCUGGAACUGGCUUGAUUUUGUUGUCAUUUCCUUUGCGUAUGUAACAGAAUUUGUAAACCUAGGCAAUGUUUCAGCUCUUCGAACUUUCAGAGUAUUGAGAGCUUUGAAAACUAUUUCUGUAAUCCCAGGCUUGAAGACCAUUGUUGGAGCCUUAGUUCAGUCUGUGAAGAAGCUCUCAGAUGUAAUGAUUUUGACUGUGUUCUGCCUGAGUGUAUUUGCACUAAUAGGACUGCAGCUGUUCAUGGGCAAUUUGAAGAAUAAAUGCUUAUUUUGGCCAUCAGAAAAUUCAACGUCUUUUGAAAAAUACCUAGCUCCCUACUUUAAUGGUACAGUGUUUGAUUGGACAGCAUACAUUGAGAAUGAAAGUCAUUUCUAUCGUGUUGAAGGACAAAAGGAUUAUCUGCUUUGUGGCAAUAGCUCAGAUGCAGGGAAAUGUCCAGAACAGUUCAUUUGUGUGAAAGCUGGUAGAAACCCAAACUAUGGAUAUACUAGCUUUGACACAUUCAGUUGGGCUUUCUUGUCGCUGUUUCGACUGAUGACACAGGACUACUGGGAAAAUCUUUAUCAGCUGACGCUACGAGCUGUUGGCAAAACAUACAUGAUAUUUUUUGUUCUGGUCAUUUUUCUGGGUUCCUUCUAUCUGAUUAACUUGAUUUUGGCUGUGGUUGCCAUGGCCUAUGAAGAACAACAUCAAGCAACCAUGGUUGAAGCAGAACAGAGGGAGGCAGACUUGCAGCAGAUGCUUGAACAGCUGAGGAAGCAGCAAGAAGAAGCUCAGGCAAUAGCAGCAGCUGCAGCAGAGAUGACUGAGUACAGUGGCGAAAGUGGGAUUGGUGGACCCUCAGAUAGUUCUUCAGAAGCAUCCAAGCUCAGCUCAAAAAGUGCCAAAGAAAGGAGAAAUAGAAGGAAGAAAAGAAGGCAGAGGGAGCUCUCUGGAGAAGAGGAUGGCAUGAAGGCCGAAGAACUUCCAAAAUCUGAAUCAGAUGGCAGUAUCAGAAGUAAAGGUUUCCGUUUUUCUUUCGAUGGGAACAGACUUGCUUAUGGGAAGCCAUUCACAUCACCCCACCAGUCUUUACUGAGUGUUCGUGGCUCCCUGUUUUCUCCCAGACGCAGUAGCAGAACAAGUCUUUUCAGUUUUAGAGAAUAUGGAAGAGAGAUAGGAUCUGAAAAUGACUUUGCCGAUGAUGAGCACAGCACGUUUGAGGAUAAUGGGAGCAGAAGAGGUUCUCUCUUUUUGCCACGCAGACACGGUGAACGGCGCAGUAGUAACAUUAGUCAAGCCAGUAGAUCAUCAAGAAGGCUGGCAGUGUUUCCAGUGAAUGGGAAGAUGCACAGCACUGUGGAUUGCAAUGGGGUGGUUUCCUUAGUGGAUGGACCACCAGGUCUGUUGUCACCUACUGGACAGCUUCUGCCAGAGAGCACUACGACAGAAAUAGAAGUAAAAAAGAGGCGUACAAGUUCAUAUCAAAUACCAGUGGAGUUGCUGGAGGACCCCAAUUUAAGACAAAGAGCCAUGAGUGUAGCUGGCAUUAUCACAAAUACAAUGGAAGAACUUGAAGAAUCCAGACAAAAAUGUCCACCUUGCUGGUACAAUUUUGCCCACACUUUCUUAAUUUGGGAUUGUUGGGAGCCCUGGUUAAAAGUAAAGAACGUAGUUGAAUUGAUUGUGAUGGAUCCACUUGUUGAUCUGGCUAUCACUGUUUGCAUAAUUUUAAACACACUGUUUAUGGCCAUGGAACAUUAUCCAAUGACUAAAGAUUUCAAUAAUGUACUUAAAACGGGAAAUCAGGUUUUUACUGGAAUUUUUGCGGCAGAAAUGGUUCUCAAGAUAAUUGCCAUGCAUCCUUUUUAUUAUUUCCAAGUUGGAUGGAAUAUCUUCGAUAGCUUUAUAGUUACCCUUAGUUUGGUGGAGCUUUUUCUGUCUAAUGUGGAUGGAUUAUCUGUUCUCCGAUCAUUCAGAUUGUUGCGAGUUUUCAAGUUGGCAAAGUCUUGGCCAACUCUAAAUAUGCUGAUAAAAAUUAUUGGCAACUCAGUGGGGGCUCUGGGGAAUCUGACCCUGGUGCUGGCCAUCAUCGUGUUCAUUUUCGCUGUGGUUGGGAUGCAGCUAUUUGGGAAAAGCUACAAAGAAUGUGUCUGCAAGAUCUCUAGUGACUGUGAACUUCCACGCUGGCACAUGCAUGACUUUUUCCAUUCUUUCCUGAUUGUAUUUCGAGUGUUGUGUGGAGAAUGGAUAGAAACGAUGUGGGACUGCAUGGAGGUUGCAGGCCAACCUAUGUGCCUUACUGUCUUCAUGAUGGUCAUGGUGAUUGGAAACCUAGUGGUAUUGAACCUUUUUCUAGCCUUGCUGCUCAGUUCAUUUAGUUCAGACAGCCUUUCUCCCAAGGAGGACGAUAGUGAGAUGAACAACUUACAGAUUGCUGUUGCAAGAAUUCAGAAGGGAAUAGAUUAUGUGAAGGAAAAAGCAGGUGAAUGUGUCCGAAAGUCUUGUUGGGGGAAACAAGCUGUUGUAAAUCAAAGAACAGCAACAGAUCAGUUCAAUGAUGGGAAAGACCAUUGCAUUUCCAACUGUACCAUUGCUGAAAUAAGGAGAGAUACAAAUUGUCACAAAAAUGAGAAUGGAAUGGCCACUGUUAUAGGUGGCAGUGAUUAUACAUCAUUCAUAAACAACCCAAGCCUUACUGUUACAGUACCAAUAGCUGUUGGAGAAUCUGAUUUUGAACAUCUAAAUACAGAAGAGUUUAGCAGUGACUCAGAUUUGGAGGAAAGCAAGGAGAAGCUGAAUUUUUCCAGCUCAUCUGAAGGAAGUACAGUUAAUUUAGCUCUCUUUGGAGAAGAAAAAGCUGAAACUGAACCAGAAAAAGCAUCAGAGCUACAGGCGUGCUUUACAGAAGGCUGUGUACGGGAGUUUAAAUGCUGUCAAGGCAAUAUGGAAAGCACAAAAGGAAGAAUCUGGUGGAACCUUCGAAAAACGUGCUACAAGAUAGUAGAGCACAACUGGUUUGAAACAUUCAUUGUCUUCAUGAUUCUUCUCAGUAGUGGUGCUCUGGCUUUUGAAGAUAUAUAUAUCGAACAGCGCAAGACUAUAAAAACCAUACUGGACUAUGCUGAUAAAAUCUUCACUUACAUCUUUAUUCUGGAAAUGGUGCUAAAAUGGGUGGCCUAUGGUUUUCAGACUUAUUUCACUAAUGCUUGGUGUUGGCUGGACUUCCUGAUUGUUGAUGUCUCCUUGAUUAGCUUAGUAGCUAAUGCCCUUGGUUUCUCAGAACUCAGUGCAAUUAAAUCUCUCCGAACAUUGAGAGCUUUGAGACCUCUGAGAGCUUUAUCACGCUUUGAAGGCAUGAGGGUGGUUGUGAAUGCUCUUACUGGAGCAAUCCCAUCCAUUAUGAAUGUACUUCUGGUUUGUCUUACAUUCUGGCUAAUUUUCAGCAUCAUGGGAGUAAAUCUGUUUGCUGGCAAGUUCUACCACUGUGUUAACACCACAACUGGUGAGCCCUUCCCACCAGAGGAAGUCUAUAACAUAACUGCGUGUAAAAUUCUUGCAAAGACUGCUGACGAUGUUCGGUGGAAAAAUGUGAAAGUAAACUUUGAUAAUGUUGGAGCUGGUUAUCUUUCUCUGCUUCAAGUAGCAACAUUUAAAGGAUGGAUGGUGAUCAUGUACGCUGCGGUUGAUUCUAGAGAAAUAGAGAAACAGCCCAAGUAUGAGGAUAACCUGUACAUGUAUAUUUACUUUGUUGCCUUCAUCAUCUUUGGAUCGUUUUUCACCCUAAACUUAUUCAUUGGUGUCAUCAUAGAUAACUUCAACCAACAAAAAAAGAAGCUUGGAGGCCAAGACAUUUUCAUGACAGAAGAACAAAAGAAAUACUACAAUGCAAUGAAGAAGCUUGGAUCCAAGAAACCACAAAAACCUAUACCUAGACCAGCGAACAAAUUGCAAGGUCUGGUGUUUGACAUUGUAACCAAGCAAGCAUUUGACAUCACCAUUAUGGUUCUCAUCUGUCUUAACAUGGUCACCAUGAUGAUAGAAACAGAUGACCAGGGUGAACUGAUGCAAAAUAUUUUGUACUGGAUUAACUUGGUCUUUGUUGUCCUUUUCACUGGAGAAUGUGUCUUCAAACUGUUCUCACUCCGUUAUUAUUACUUCACCAUUGGCUGGAAUAUUUUUGAUUUUGUGGUUGUUAUUCUUUCAAUAGUAGGUAUGUUUCUAUCUAAAGUGAUUGAAAAGUACUUUGUAUCCCCGACUUUGUUCAGAGUUGUACGACUUGCCAGAAUCGGUCGAAUCCUGCGUCUCAUUAAAGGCGCUAAGGGAAUCCGCACUCUGCUUUUUGCUUUGAUGAUGUCCCUUCCGGCUUUGUUCAACAUCGGCCUGCUGCUGUUCCUGGUCAUGUUUAUCUAUGCGAUAUUUGGCAUGUCCAACUUUGCCUAUGUUAAGAGGGAAGCUGGUAUAGAUGACAUGUUCAACUUUGAAACGUUUGGCAACAGCAUGAUUUGCCUGUUUCAAAUUACCACAUCUGCUGGCUGGGAUGGUUUGCUAGACCCAAUCCUUAACAGUGGGGAGCCAGACUGUGACCCUAACAAAACUCACCCGGGGAGCUCCAUUAAAGGCGACUGUGGCAACCCUUCCGUUGGGAUUUUUUUCUUUGUCAGCUACAUUAUCAUAUCAUUUCUGGUAGUGGUGAACAUGUAAAUUGCUGUCAUUUUGGAGAACUUUGGUGUUGCUACUGCAGAAAGCGCUGAACCCUUGAGCGAGGAUGACUUUGAGAUGUUCUAUGAGGUUUGGGAAAAAUAUGAUCCUGAUGCAACACAAUUCAUAGAAUAUAGCAAAUUGUCUGAUUUUGCAGCUUCUCUGGAUCCUCCUCUUAAUAUACCAAAACCAAACACAAUUCAGCUUAUUGCAAUGGAUCUGCCCAUGGUAAGCGGUGACAGAAUUCACUGCCUUGACAUCUUGUUUGCUUUCACAAAGCGUGUUUUGGGGGAGAGUGAUGAAAUCAGAAUACAGAUGGAAGAUCGGUUUAUGGCAGCCAAUCCAUCUAAAGCUUCUUAUGAACCAAUUACAACCACAUUAAAAAGAAAACAGGAGGAAGUGUCUGCUACUAUCAUUCAGCGUGCUUAUAGACAUUAUCUUUUAAGACAGUCAAUAAAGAAGCUUUCGUUUAUGUAUCGGAAAGAAGGGGUUGAUCUGCUUAUCAAAAAAGAUAUGAUUAUUGACAAACUAAGUGAAAAAUCACCUCCAGAGAAAAUGGAUAUGCCUGCACCCACCACAUCUCCACCUUCUUAUGACAGUGUAACAAAAACAGAAAAAGAAAAAUAUGAAGAUGACAAAUCAGAAAAAGAAGACAAGGGGAAAGACAGAAAAGGAAAUAAAAAGUGA